Molecule: messenger RNA, 1365 nt
Organism: Diutina rugosa
Lineage: Eukaryota; Fungi; Ascomycota; Pichiomycetes; Serinales; Debaryomycetaceae
Gene: HYS2
Product: DNA-directed DNA polymerase delta subunit
Exons: 1
Coding region: 1-1365 (454 amino acids)
Biological process (GO): DNA replication; DNA strand elongation involved in DNA replication
Cellular component (GO): delta DNA polymerase complex
Molecular function (GO): DNA binding
Source: RefSeq, a predicted model, not a curated record
AUGGACCGCACCACCACCGAGGUUACGGUAUCGCCUCAGUACCAGCUCCCCGACGCUGGCCGCAACUACAACCAUCAAUACUUCUCUCUCUAUGGCUACCGCUACCAAAAGCUCAAGCCUCGGGUGAUGAAAGCCGCUAUGGCCAAGUGGGGGGACGGCACCAAGGACGUGUCGUCAGACCAAUACAAGGGGCAAAAGAUCGUCCGCCAGGAUAAAAUUCUCGAUAUACGAGCGGGGCAAGUGUGCUGGGUGGUGGGUACGAUCUUCUGUGAGUUGAAAAACAAGCUUAAUAUUUUUAAAGACGUCGAACAUGGGGUGGAUGACGUUUUGCCUCAGGAGCCGCUGACGUAUACCGAUCCCGAAGUUCGGGGGGCAGUGAUGAUUGAGGAUGAGUCUGGGCGAGUGGUGCUUCACGGCGACAAAUUUUUUGCUGAAAAUCUUUUGGUUACCGGGUGUACAGUGGGUAUUUUGGGGGUGGAAGUGAAUGCGGGGGUGUUCGAAAUAUUGGACGUGGUCCACCCUGAUCCGAUACUUCCACCGCUGAUAAAUGACCUGGAAGCUACUCAGGGUAAAGUGUUGGUGAUGCUGGGAGCAUUGGUUGAAGGUGGAGAUGUCGCCAGUGAUUUACGCCUAGAAUUACUCAAACAAUACGUUAUGGGUGAUCUUGGUGAUGUCAAUGAUGCUGCCAAGAUUACUCUGAUCAUUAUAUUGGGAAAUCUGGUGGCGGAAAAGCCGAUAGAGGCUACCGACGACUUUGUGCUGACAAAUAACUACGGCACCAAAAACAUUCUGCGAUUUGACCCGACCAAUAUCGCUAAAUUUGACCGGUGGGUGGCUCAAUUGGUGACGCUGGUGCCGGUGAUGGUGAUGCCCGGCCCGCUGGACCCGGCAGAAAUUUGCAUGCCUCAACAACCGCUCCAUCCCAGUGUGUUUGCCAAAGCCCGGGCGCUGGCAGGGCUCACACGGCUCACAAACCCUCAAUACCUUCAAUUAGGUCAACGUACAAUGCUUUUGACUGCUGGUCAGACCAUCAACGACAUCCAAAAGUAUGUGGCCCCUGACGAUGCUGAAAAGCUCGGUAAGACCACCUCGGUGAUGGCGGCAACCUUAAAGUGGCAAAACAUUGCUCCUACUGCUCCUGACACUCUCUACUGUUACCCUUACGUUGACCACGACCCGUUUGUCAUUAAUGAUUCGCAGAUGGCUCCUCACAUAUAUAUGGUGGGUAAUCAGCGCCAAUUUGAGACUGCGAAGGGUGAUCACGGCGAGUUGUUGGUGCUGGUACCGCUGUUCAAGCACACUGGUGAGGUAGUGGUGAUUGACCUUGCUAGUGGUGAAUGUGACACCGUCACCUUUGAGACCUAA